UGUGUGUGUGUCCUCUUCAUCAAGAGCAGGCGUCAUCUAAGUGGAGUGGAAAAUAUUCCUAAUUUCUUUAUUUCAUUUGUCAAAUUAUUUUAAGAACAGUACAUUUAUUAAUCUUAGCGAUUAUUGUCAUAAAUAAAGUAAACAUUAUUCUACCAAGCAUUCAUAAAAAUGAAGAUACUGAUAAUUGCCAUUGUUGUAUUAAGUGUACUUGUUGUCAAAGGGCAAGGUUUGUACUGCUACCGAUGUACCAGUAAUCAACCUGGGUGUGGCACACCUUUAAAUUGGUUAUGGUAUUGGGGAGAGACGUGUCCAGAAUAUGAUGACAAAUGUGUAAAAAUUAUUGAGAAGAAAGGAGCUGAGACCAUGAUAACUCGGGAAUGUUUGAGCUCUGUUCGUAGCUUCAGAACAGACAUACCAGCUGAUAAGUAUGAAGGUUGUAGACCUGCUGCAAAAGAUGUUAGACUAGGACAUUAUGUGAAUAAUUCUCUUUGGCAAUUAGAUAUUCACAGAAAUUAUUAUGAUGAAGUAACAUGGUGCUUCUGUUACUUUGAUCACAGAUGUAACAGUGCUGUUAAUAUUCACGUUUCCAUUUUGUUACUUUUUAUUGGGAUAACAGUACAUCAGUUUAUAGCAUAAAACAUUUACAAAUGUUGAAUAUUUAUGCUUUAACUUUGUUUAGAUCUUUUCUCUAGAGAUUGAAUCAAAUGCAUUUACUCUGAUUAGUAUCUGCAUAGAAUUGAAGUUCAUAUUUGUAAAUAGUGUAAAUAACCAUUCCAGUAUAAUUUCACUAUAAAUCGACCCGUGCCUUAAAAGUUGAUUAUUCUAACUACAGUAAAUUUGACCAGUUUUUCUGUGUACCUAGACAAUGUAAUGAAACAUUGAAUUCCAUCCAAAGUGUGUAUUUAUAAUUGUUAUUUUUUUGUGAACAUAUGUUACAUAUUCUGUUCAUGUUAUUAGAGUACAUUUAAUUACUGCACACUUAAUUUUUAGUGCACCUUCACAUUCCAUAAUUUACUGGCUUAUACAUUAAUCUCUAGACCAACUUAGAUAUUAUACUUUUUUAUAUAUUAAAUCCU
Ceratina calcarata is the source of this 1076-nucleotide messenger RNA. It is a transcript of the gene crim, whose product is annotated as QVR superfamily protein crim. The coding region runs from base 169 to 636 and encodes 155 amino acids. Gene Ontology annotation, biological process: positive regulation of voltage-gated potassium channel activity; sleep; regulation of synaptic transmission, cholinergic. The record is from RefSeq and is a predicted model, not a curated record. Lineage: Eukaryota; Metazoa; Arthropoda; Insecta; Hymenoptera; Apidae. The transcript has 3 exons.